Messenger RNA from Mytilus trossulus (common blue mussel), 1499 nucleotides. RefSeq lists its product as uncharacterized. Lineage: Eukaryota; Metazoa; Mollusca; Bivalvia; Mytilida; Mytilidae. The transcript has 7 exons. The record is from RefSeq and is a predicted model, not a curated record. The coding region runs from base 26 to 1453 and encodes 475 amino acids.
UCCGCGAGGCAUGCUUUCAUAGAAUAUGGAUUACAAUUAUAUGAAAUCGCGAAGCAAUGUGUAUAGAAUUCACCAUCCACGCUAUAUUACUAGCUCUAAUAAGUAUCAGCUUAGAACUUCAGGAAAGUUUAGAAGAAACGUACAAUGGAAUAAUUCGUCACUGGAGAAAGUGUUCGACAGAACCUACAAAGAUCACAGAGCACAUAAUAUGAACACACCAGAAGUUAACGAUAAAGAAAACAUUUCAUUCAUAACAGCGAGUGAACAGCUUAGACCAGAUUAUUCAGAUAAACCAUAUACAGCAUUUUCUUUUGAAAAUGACAGACCAAAUGGACAGGUUUUAUUACGAGAUGAAAGUACUGACAAUCCUGGACGUUUUGUUUCGAAGGUUGAGUUUAAUCCUGAUUUUAAACUAACACAGAAGAAAAUAAAUCAUGCAUCAGGACUGGAUAACUACAGAACGACGAUACAUUCUGACGAUCAGGGAGAAAGACUGAAUUACAACCCAAUAGGGGCUCAUCCAACCCAACUUAUACAAUAUGAAGCAGAUGACAAACUCCAAUAUCCUUUUCAAUAUAGUCCGAAAGACAAUGACAAUACAUACGAUGUGGAUAGGAUUCCAACUUCUCAUGUGAACGAAACUCAUAGUUGUCAAAAUAGUCCUUCUAGAGGUUCCAUUCCUACAAAUGUGAACCAUAUUCAAGAAAACAAGCGUUGUUAUAGGAGCACAGAAAAUGAUGAAACUGAUUUCGAAAUGCCAAAGUGGGCAAAAGACUUACUUUCAAGAAAAUCUUCAUUUACUCAACGAUUUCAACAAGUAAAAGAAUCAAUACAGAAAUGGUCUUUACGAAUACGAAGCAAUAGGCCGUCGCGGACGUAUUCACCACGUCACCAGACACCAUCAACGAAUAUACUUGAUGGAACCCAGAUAAAUAUACCAAGGUCAAAUUUAGCUGUCAAAGAAGAUCAAGGAACACACCAAAGAAACAAGACAAAUAAUGUAGUAAUGUGUAUUUUAGGACUAUUCCUGAUAGUUGUAGCAGUUUUCCCCGUUAUAAGUGUCAUUUAUAUAUAUUCAGACAAGUCAGACUACGUAAUGAUCCAAAUCAAGAUGAGUUUUAAUGGCUCAGUGUCCCAAAGUUUUGAUACAGAUUCUUUGAAUCUCAGUAUUUGUCAAGAGAUAAAUUCAGCUUUUACAGCGGAGGACUCUUUCUUUGGCUGUAAUGACACACGUUUUAUAUUUUAUUUGUUGGAAACUGAUUUACUGUUAGUUUUUAAAACUGGCAACUUUCCAGGCGAUACAAUUGUUGUUAAGACAGUUAACAUUCAUUUGAUGGCUAGAUUUGUGGAUUCAAGUUUAUACUAUAUACCAGAUUCAUUUACAAUAAUAAAAUACGAAUUUAUAAAGAAACGAUUACUAGGUAGUCUUAGAUUUAUAAGGACUGCCAAAUGAAGGAAGAAAAUGCGAUCUUUUUGUACAAAGAUGAACUAUUAGGUUU